AUGUUGGACAUUAACGCAUUUCUUGUCGAAAAGGGCGGAGAGCCCGACAAAAUCAAGGCCUCGCAAAAGAAAAGAGGCGACUCUGUUGAGCUCGUCGAUGAAAUUAUUGCCGAGUACAAGAAAUGGACCACCAUCAGAUUUGACUUGGAUGCCGUGAACAAGAAGUUGAAUGCUCUACAGAAGCAGAUUGGUCAGAAGUUCAAGGCCAAGGAGGAUGCUAGCGAGUUGUUGGCUGAGAAGGACAAGUUGACUGCUGAGAAGAAGGAGCUCACCGAGACUGAGCAGAAGGCUGACGCUGACUUGAGAUUCAAGGUUAACCAGGUUGGAAACAUUGUUCACGAGAGUGUUGUGGACUCUCAAGAUGAAGACAACAACGAGCUUGUUAGAACUUGGAAGCCCGAGAACUACGCGGAGGUCGGUCAAGUUGCUGCUGCUACCGGUGCUCCUGCUGCUUUGUCUCACCACGAGAUUCUCUUGAGAUUGGAUGGUUACGACCCAGAGAGAGGUGUGAGAAUUGUGGGCCACCGUGGUUACUUCUUGAGAAAGUGGGGUGUUUUCUUGAACCAGGCUUUGAUUAACUACGGUUUGGAAUUCUUGUUCGGUAAGGGCUACCUCCCAUUGCAGGCUCCUGUAAUGAUGAACAAGGAAGUCAUGGCUAAAACCGCUCAAUUGUCGCAGUUCGACGAGGAGUUGUACAAAGUUCUCGAUGGUGAUGACGAAAAGUACUUGAUUGCCACCUCUGAGCAGCCUAUUUCCGCUUACCACGCUGGAGAAUGGUUUGAGAGCCCUGCCGAGCAGUUGCCAGUCAGAUAUGCGGGUUACUCGUCGUGUUUCAGAAGAGAGGCCGGAUCUCACGGUAAGGAUGCUUGGGGUAUUUUCAGAGUGCAUGCUUUCGAGAAGAUUGAACAGUUUGUGUUGACUGAGCCUGAGAAGUCUUGGGAGGAGUUCGACAGAAUGAUCGAGAACUCUGAGGAAUUCUACAAGUCGCUCGGCUUGCCUUACAGAGUGGUGGGUAUUGUUUCUGGAGAAUUGAACAACGCUGCCGCCAAGAAGUUCGACUUGGAGGCCUGGUUCCCAUUCCAGAAGGAGUACAAGGAGUUGGUUUCUUGUUCCAACUGUACUGACUACCAGUCUAGAAACUUGGAGAUCAGAUGUGGUAUCAAGCAGCAAAACCAGAGUGAGAAGAAGUACGUGCACUGCUUGAACUCCACCUUGUCUGCUACUGAGAGAGCUUUGUGUUGUAUUUUGGAGAACUACCAGAAGGAGGACGGUAUUAUUGUGCCAGAGGUUUUGAGAAAGUACAUUCCUGGAGCCCCUGAGUUCCUUCCAUUUGUGAAGGAGUUGCCAAAGAACUCCACUUCUUCCAAGAAAAAGAACUAG
Molecule: messenger RNA, 1380 nt
Organism: Sungouiella intermedia
Lineage: Eukaryota; Fungi; Ascomycota; Pichiomycetes; Serinales; Metschnikowiaceae
Source: the annotation of a GenBank genome assembly